UUUCAGAUCAGAUCCAGUGAUUACACGUCGUGUGUGUGUCGGCCCGGCUUUCGGCCAGAUUUGGCCAAAUCUUCGGGAGUAAAGCUUUACUGUAUUAACGAUACCAUCGAUUGUCCCAACGAUUCCAAACCCAUGAAUGGCUUUCAAUGCGCUAAUUGUUUAUCGGGUUUAUAUGGCGGCCAAAGUCACGACAACGACAGCGAAUCCCACUGUCUGUGUCCUGAGCGCCACUUUUUGGUCCAAAGUGUCAAUCAAAUGAACGACACUGUCGUCGAUCUCAAGUGCGAGAAGUGUCCCAAACAUCGCAUCCUCGCGAGUGAUGGCAAGUCUUGUAAGCCGUGUCAUCAAAGCUAUAUCAGAGCGUCGGGAGAAUGCGUUUGUCCGAAGACUUACGUGGAAGAGGACGGCAUGUGUCUGCCAGAGGGGCAGCUCUUCACGAAAGACUAUUUGAAUGUCAUAUCACUGAUUGAAUCCGAGACACCAGACAAACGAUUUAUAUCCGAUUACUUCUACCGUCGGUCCAGACCUGCGGUCCGGAACUGCAAAUACGAGUCCAACCGAACCGCGUGUCAACUGUUGGCCAAUCUCUGCGUUUUAUACCAUUAUUCCUAUUCUCCGGACACAAGCGUUGAGUCCAAUGUCUGUAAAAUAGUGAGGGAUUCGUUGCCUUUAACUCUUGCGCCGAACAUCUAUUAUAAGGGAUAUUUCCGAAAUGAAUUGCAACAAAACAAUGUUCCCAAUCAUUUCAAACUCAACUAUAGACUAGACGUUGAGUCCAAUGUCUGUAAAAUAGUGAGGGAUUCGUUGCCUUUAACUCUUGCGCCGAACAUCUAUUAUAAGGGAUAUUUCCGAAAUGAAUUGCAACAAAACAAUGUUCCCAAUCAUUUCAAACUCAACUAUAGACUAGAGUUGAUUGCCUCCCGGUUUGCCAUCGAUGGCCAACUUAUUGAUUAUUCAGAUCUUAAGCCCAAAGAAUUGCAAUUAUGUUACGAGAAUGAAAAGAGCAGUGAAAGAGGUUUUGUUUUCAAUAAUAAUUUUAAACAAAGUUGUGUCCGAACGACAAGAGAAUUAUGGGAUGAUUACAAGUCGAAGAAUAUAUUCUUUGAAUUAUAUCUCAAGAAUACGAAUGGAAACAAUGGAAUCAAUUUAUACCCGAUUCCGGUUCUGAUCCGAAAUAUUAAGCUAAAUCACGUGUCGGUUAACAAAGACAUCGAUGGUUACGAUACGGGCGAAGAACAGCAUUCAGUGGUUCUGACCAAUCGUUUCUAUUUAAUUGAUUCCAUAACUGGUAUCGAGAAGUCUUCGGAUGACAUGAAACUUGAUUACAACACAAUUCAACCGAAAUUCAUACGAAUCGCCAAAUCUAUUGAAAUAGAUGUAAGACUUCGCAAACAAGACGGCUCGGGAUCUAUAUAUCCGCCACUCAUUACCAUAUUAUACGAAACCCUAUUCAAUUCGCAAUCAAGUAUUCGAUGGACGACUCGAACCCCAAACGAAUUCAGUCCAAUUAACAACCGUAUAAGACAACACGCCGACAACAGACCAGAUAUAAGUCCUGGACCACAACCCGCUUCUCUUUGCCGUUCUAACCGUAGCUAUACUACUGUUAGCAACUCAAGGAGCAGUUACGACUGGGAGAGACCUAAGAAACGGGACACCAAUUCAAUGGUGUCAAUAGCUGUACACAAACCAGAGAUUGGUUUAACCGACAGUCAAAAAGAGGACAAAUUGAAUGGUGACGAACAAAAUAAGCGCAGAUUUAGCCUAAGCGGGUCUCUGUCUUCUCCGUCACCCAAACCUGAUAAUUGUUGGCAUAUUCUGUUGUGCGGCUGUUGUCUGGUCUAUAUUCAGGACCUGAGAAACGGCAAGAUUGGCAUCGAUAUGAUGACAAUCGUUGAGUUCCUCGUCAAUGCCAUAGCGAUGAUCGCCAAUAUGCAAUCAGUGGUCGACACUAUGCUCUCCACUGAAUCACAAGAACAUACUUUAAAAACUUAUAUUAUAGUUGCGUUAGCGUUGAAAUCAAUUCAUCUGAUAUACAAACUGCUCGUCAUAUCUAACUGGGAGAGACCUAAGAAACGAGACACCAAUUCAAUGGUGUCUAUAGCUGUACACAAACCAGAGAUUGGUUUAACCGACAGUCAAAAAGAGGACAAAUUGAAUGGUGACGAACAAAAUAAGCGCAGAUUUAGCCUAAGCGGGUCUCUGUCUUCUCCGUCACCCAAACCUGUAUUAGACAAGUUGUCGUAUGAGUUCCCAAAAGUAACCGUUUGGAGGACUAAUUUCGUGGCCAAUGAAUGGAUGGAGUUGUGCGGACACAGACGGCUCAGUCUUAGUAUUCAUAUAUUUCUUGUAAUCCUUGUGUUAGACUACUUCGGAUGUGCAAACUUAGCCCUCUCUGAUCCGAGCAAUUCAUUGACAAGAGAUGAAUCGCAACGAUAUGUAAUCCAAAGCACGACCGGACGGAUAGCAGUUGGAGGACUUGUGUAUGCGAUUCUGGCGCUCCUUAAUAUUGCAUUUAAGAAAUUUAUUUACGAAACUCUUCUGAACAAUAAAAUGCAUCAAUUUGUCGAUCUGUGCUCUAUAAGUUUGUUUGCGAUGCAAUACAAACGGUUUGGUUAUUAUAUCCAUGGUUUGGCGGCUAAUGGCAAAAGUGAUGUAAAUAUGUUGGAAAUGUAUGAACAACUGGAACGAGAAGAGAGCGAUCUUUGCUCUAAACGAGGACUUUUACCGAAUACAGACCAACAGACUUUUGAGAUGUCUUUGCCCUUAGCUAUUGAUGAACACUACCGUAGGGUUCGCUCAAAUUUGUCCGGUUUUGUCAAAAUAAGUGACAGAAUGCGUUCAUUUGGCGCACACUUAUCCAAAGCCGACACCGAGAAACUCAUCCCAACUUAUCUCAUGAUCAAUAAAUUUCUCACUGGUUUUAUUGAACAUAACUUUAAAGACGUUGAUUAUAUGGUCCGCGAAAAGUCUACCAUUGAGUCCAUAUUUGAUGUCGAGUUCGCCGAUACCAGAGAUAAGGGAUACUUUUACAGCGCAGUAGAGGGAGGACAGGGAUGGCAUGUCUUGGGGCGCAUGACUCGCAUCAAUUGGGCCUCUAUUUGGGUU
Molecule: messenger RNA, 3108 nt
Organism: Medioppia subpectinata
Lineage: Eukaryota; Metazoa; Arthropoda; Arachnida; Sarcoptiformes; Oppiidae
Source: the annotation of a GenBank genome assembly